Molecule: messenger RNA, 7500 nt
Organism: Oncorhynchus tshawytscha (Chinook salmon)
Lineage: Eukaryota; Metazoa; Chordata; Actinopteri; Salmoniformes; Salmonidae
Gene: nfia
Product: nuclear factor I/A
Exons: 13
Coding region: 1274-2917 (547 amino acids)
Biological process (GO): regulation of transcription by RNA polymerase II
Cellular component (GO): nucleus
Molecular function (GO): DNA-binding transcription factor activity, RNA polymerase II-specific; RNA polymerase II cis-regulatory region sequence-specific DNA binding
Source: RefSeq, a predicted model, not a curated record
GAACAUUUAUUUAGCAGUGUUGGUGUGGCAGUUUUGCGCGAGCCCUGCUCUUGAUUGAAAUUGAUAGGUUUGCGUUGUUUGAAAAGCCAUUUCAUUCCGGGGCUAAUGGGCUCAAGUAGACAGGAUAAGGCAGACUAUAAUUUGAAAAUUUAAAUAUAAAUAUAUGAUAUAUUUCUGUCCUACAUGUUCAUUGCAUUUAUGUUGGUCUUAUUACUUCUCUUAAACCGUGUAUACUUUGGGAGCUAUGCUGAGAGGGGAGUACAAGAGUUUGUCCUUCAGGCACUGUGGACAAAAGUGAACUGUAUAUAUCUGUAUGGAACUCGGUGCAGGCGGUUGUGGCUCCUGUCGCCGUAGACAGGACAGACGCAACACGGAUUCACUUUAUCGUCUGCUGUUAGAGAUCAUUUUCUAAACGGAAACCAGCUGUCGGGCUUCAGCGACAAGCAAUUGUUUGGGUGUUCUGGGAUAUUAUCACCUUCAUUAACUACCGCACCCUCCUUGUUCGUAAAUCCGACAGACUCAUUUCGGAGUUCGCUCCACCGUGAAGCCAGCCGCACCACAUGCCUUCAAUGCUUUCGGUUGUUGCGAGCUUUGUUUUGUCUCUUCGAGAAACCGGAGUGAAUGGGAGAACUCAUAUCGAGUUCAGAAGAACGAACGUCUGACAAUCAGCAUUUUUUUGUAAUGGUAUUAGUAUGAGAACAAGAUUAGCACUGUCCGAAGAUGACUUAUUUUCUUCCUAUUUCCCGUGAUUUUUAACCUCUCCGCUGCAGCCAGUCUGCCUUUGGACUUUUCUUUUAUUGUUGAAUAUGCCUCUGGUGAAAGUUUUGGGUUAUCCAACGAAGAGACUGCUCUACGGCUUUUACUGCACUGUACAAUAGAUGCGUGCGGAAAGUGGAAGCAGUGUAACUCGAGGCGGGGUUAAAGUUCAGCUCUAUGGGGUGGUGAAGCGUUGGUUGCAGUUCGCAGAGUUGGAAAUGUGAAAGCAAGAAGCAGGCUUUAUUUUUUCCCUCUCUCUCCCUUCUGUCUCUCCUUUUUUCUUUCUUUUCAAAACACGGACACAGCCAUCACGGACACAGCCAUCACGGACACAGCCAUCACGGACACAGCCAUCACGCAUACACGGGCAAACACGGACACACACCCACACAUAAUUCACACAUACACACACACUCACUCACACACCAUCACACACAUAAACACGCAGACCCGUUCGUGUAACCCAAACACACACACAUACAUACACCCUCCACAUCCAAGAUUAGAUACAACAGAUAUGUAUUCUCCGCUAUGCCUAACACAGGAUGAAUUCCAUCCUUUCAUCGAAGCUCUGCUGCCCCACGUGCGAGCGUUUGCCUACACAUGGUUCAACCUGCAGGCCCGCAAGAGAAAGUACUUCAAGAAGCACGAGAAGCGCAUGUCUAAGGAAGAGGAGCGCGCAGUGAAGGACGAGCUGCUCAGCGAGAAGCCCGAGGUCAAGCAGAAGUGGGCAUCGCGCCUUCUGGCCAAGCUCCGCAAGGACAUCCGGCCUGAGUUCCGGGAGGAUUUUGUGCUCACCGUCACCGGGAAGAAGCCCCCGUGCUGCGUGCUGUCCAACCCUGACCAGAAGGGUAAGAUGAGGAGGAUCGACUGCCUGCGUCAGGCAGACAAAGUCUGGAGGUUGGACCUGGUCAUGGUCAUUUUAUUCAAAGGUAUUCCCCUCGAAAGUACUGAUGGCGAAAGGCUGGUAAAGUCCCCACAGUGCUCGAACCCAGGGCUGUGUGUGCAGCCUCAUCACAUUGGAGUUUCUGUGAAGGAGCUCGACCUCUACUUGGCCUACUUUGUACACGCAGAUGGCCAGUCAGACAGUCCCAACCAGCAGAGUGAGUCUGACAUCAAGGACCAGCCUGAGAACGGACAUCUUGGCUUCCAGGACAGCUUCGUCACAUCGGGGGUCUUCAGUGUUGCUGAACUCGUGCGAGUCUCACAGACCCCAAUCGCAGCGGGAACGGGUCCUAACUUCUCGCUGGCAGACUUGGACAGCUCCUCCUACUACAGCAUGAGCCCCGGGGCCAUGAGGCGACCCUUACCAAGCACCUCCUCCAGCAGCUCGGCCAAGAGGAUCAAGUGUAUGGAGGAUGAGGUGGACAGUCCAGGAGAGGAGUCCUACUACCCGGGCCAGGGUCGCUCCCCGGGCAGCGGCAGCCAGGCCAGCAGCUGGCACGAAGUGGAACCAGCUGGAUAUAAACUGCGUGGCUCGCUAGCUAGUUCGUUCAUCUCAAGACAAGGGAUGCCAUCGCCCACCACAUUAAAGAAGUCAGAGAAGUGUGGUUUCAGCAGCCCUGUCGUGCCUUCGCAGACCACCUCCUCCCCCCGAACGGCAUUCACACACCAUCAUCGGCCUGUCAUUACAGGACCUAGAGCGAGUCCCCACGCCACGCCGUCGAGCCUCCACUUCCCCACGUCGCCCAUCAUCCAGCAGCCCGGCUCCUACUUCUCCCACCCGGCCAUCCGUUACCACCCCCAGGAGAGCCUCAAGGAGUUUGUCCAACUUGUCUGCCCCGACUCUGGCCAGCAGGGAGGACAGGUGGGCUUCCUUAACAAGUAUGCAGAAAUACCAUGGGGGAAAUACUGUACAAGUGGUCGAAGAGAGAGCACUGCAGUGGAGCCCAACGGAAGCAGUCAGGGGAAGGUCCACAACCCAUUCCUGCCCACCCCCAUGCUGCCCCCUCCACCCCCGCCCCCUAUGGCGCGGCCCGUACCCCUGCCUGUGCCAGACUCCAAACCACCAUCCACCUCCACCGAGGGAGGGGGCAACUCCCCCACCUCGCCAACCUACUCCACACCGAGCACGUCCCCAGCCCAGCGCUUCGUCAGUGUGGGCCCCCGAGACCCCAGCUUUGUAAAUAUCCCUCAGCAGCCCCAGUGGUACCUGGGAUAAGGACUCCAGACCCCCUCGCCGCCCGCUGGACAGAUCGCUGGACCCCUACUUUCUCCCCUGAGUGCGACCCGACCUGAACCGACCAACACCACGCAAACGUGCCCACGUCUGACAGAGAGAAGCCCAACACCCCGCCCCCCCCCAAUCUGUCACCGUCUCCUCAUCCCCAGCGCCUGAGAGACUAGAGCAUCAGCAUGGCUACAACAACCCCCCCCCCCAGAAAACAAGAGGAGAGCUACUCACUGCUAGAUACACUAUAUAUCUAUAUAGCCCAUAUAUAUCCCCCAUUCAUGGUUGGUUUAUAUGCCUAUAUUCAUAUAUAGUACCAGUCACCUCAACUGUUUAUUGGAAGAGAGCUAGCAGCCUAUAUAUCCUGGGAAAGUGCACGUCGUCUUGUUCCUUUUCUUUCUUCUCGUCCACCCCACUUUGCCAUGGAGGGGGCAUAAUCAUGUGACUAAAUCAAAGAGCUUCCCUAUACCUUUCGUCGUCGUAGCCGAACUUUGAAGAGGGUCCGGCGGGCGAGAAAGGGACAGAGAGCUAUGCGUCCUGUGUACGUGUAUGUGCCGAAACGAGGGGAAGAUCAAAGCUCUUGUUUCCUCUCCGUCUUUGCCCCCUUUCCCCCUCUCUCUGGUUGUUUCCGGACUCUGUUGAGUUUGUUGGGGGUUAUUGCCCCUGGUUGGAUGGCUCGCGGAUGUGGAGGUUUUAGCUGGGUCGGAUACCAACCAGUUAAUACCUCUCCCCCCCACCACCACCCCCCACCACCACCACCACCAUCUAUCCACACCCCACCCUAUCCCACACUCAACCCUGAGGAGGGACUCUCCCCCACAGCCGUACCAAGAGGCUGAAGGCCUUCACCCGGCCACAUGGCUUUUCCAGGGACAUCUAGCAGUGCAAAUGGAACCCCAUGCAGAGGAGAACAACCUACCAACCAUCACACCGUGAACUCAUAGGGCAGGGGACGAGGGAGGGGAUGGGGUAUUGAUGUUUAAUAUCGGUCAAUCGGGUGACAUAUUGAAGCUGGUAAAUAGGCUGCAACGAGAAGAGAAGUAUUUCAACGAGAGGCUUGUGAGAAAAUAACUUCUUUCUGGGAGGCUUGUUCAUGUUUCAUUUUUGUAUAAAGGUAAUUUCAGUUCUUUCCGAUCAACCCACAAACUAACGGUCUGUACGAUGCUAUACAAUGCAAAGGGCAGGUAGAAGGUCUGUAAUUCUACUAACUGACUAGGCGGGAGACAUCUGUGACUUACGUGAACAGUGGAAUAUUGAAUUGAGGAAAGUGCAAUUUCGUUGGAUAGCGGUUGGAUAGUUAAAUGUCUUUGUAAGAUAGGUCGUUGAAACAAUUGGUGAAAAGUAUAUAUAUUUUUCUUCCUAGUCCUUUCACACCUCCGGGACUCUAAAAUAUCGGGGUACAAAAAAAAACGUCAAUUAGAACGAUAGCCUUGUGAGAAAAUAAGGGGAGCUGUAUUUUUUGUUUGUUCAUCUUGUAAAUUUGUUUGUAUUGUAGAACAAAAAAUCCCUUUAAGAAAUAUAAUUUUAAAGCAUCUCUUGCAGCUUUUGACUGCGAUUCAUUUUUUAUUUUUUAAACGCAAAAUGAUUAACUUAUUUUAAGAAAGCACAUGAUUUUAAAUAAAGAAUUAGCGGCUUAAAUUCUCAUGAGGCAAAAUCCGGAACAACUUUGUUGUAAAAAUUAUAAUAUAUGGGCGUCCAAGUUCUGGUUUGAUUGGCUAGACCUUCUCUAAGCCUUGUCCAAUCGGAAGCACUUAUUCCUGCAGUUGGCUUAUGGGCUGGGGGUGGAAGUUCAGUGAGAAAGAGAAAAAGCAGAGGGACCCUCUGUGAGCAUUUGUGUUGCGAACACGUUGAUAUCUACAUGAAGGCAAGAUCGCAACCAGACGGCGAAGCUUUUCAGUCGCUUCGCAUGCAAAUGACCAUUUUAUUAAAGUUUUUGUUUUUGUUUUUGUUUCCUAUACUAUACAUACUAUAUAUAUACACUCUUAUGACCGACUCAUCCACUGUCGAUCAAAAACGUAUUAAAACUAUUUAAAAAAUCAACAAAAAAAAUCUGCAUGUUCUGGUGUUAGUGACACAUUUUUACAUAGAUUAUGUAGAGUUAGUGAAUAAAGACACUAUUGUAAUCCCAACAUCAGGCACUUGCCAAUAGUCUAUAUUUGUUUGGCCCCUCGAGGCUUUUUUUUUUUACUGCUGUCCUUCACAAUCAACCAGCUGAACGUCUUUAAGACUCUUAUUCGCUUCUCAUCAUUUCGGAGUCGUUUUUUCCUAUUUCGUUCCCUCUUGAAAUGAUCAGUUCUCGUUUCUUCUUAAAGUAUAUAUAUUUUGUUUGUAUGUUCUCAAAUUGCACGAAACAAUUGUUCCUCAUCAAUGUGCCUUGAGCGAUGGUCUAGUCCCGAGUUGUUGCACAAUGUUCCAAUGUGGAGAGUUACAUUUCCCCCCCCCUUUGGAUUUAUUAGUUUCAUCCCCCACCUCCCAUUGUGUAGGAGUGAUCACAGUUGUAAUACUGAUAAGGAACAUGAAAUAUAAUGAAAUUGCUGGUUAUAAUACGCAGUAUUACAUCUGCUAUUGGAAGACCUCUCAGGCCCGUAUACAACAGUGCUUUUUCUCUCUAUGAUGCAACAUGGAAGUGCUGUGUGAGUACAGGAUCAGAACAUACUAUCUCUGUCUUGUACUGCUGUUAAACGAGGCCAGAGUCAAUCACCCUGAUAGGGCCCCAUUUUUAGUCGUUCAGUGAGUAGGAAUAGAGCUCUUAGCUUUGUAUCUUAUAGAUAGUUUAGUUAACCCCCGAGCCGCCCCCUACUUGAAACCCAUUUUUUUGAGAAUGUUGAGAAUACUAGUCUAUUGAUAUUUAUGGAUGUUGCUGAAAUUUCUAAAUGGAAACGACCUUUUGUUUUGGAGUCUUCCUGUUUUUUUGUUGCUGUUUUUUUUCCGUCUUUUUUUUCUCCCAGAAGUGAAUAAUGAGAAAGAUAUAUGCAAUACCUGCUUGCACUCAUGUAGACAUACACUAGUCAUUUUAUUUAGUCGUUUUUUUGGGGUGAUCUUUUUAAUUUAAUUUUUUAUAAAGUUAGCCUGCACUUGACUGGCUGCAUGGUUGGGGGUCGGUCCAUUUGGAAGACCCACUCAUGGAGAACAAAGGUUUCGCAAAGCCUAGUCAGCCUCGCUCGGGUACUUGACUUUAUUUGUAUUCAACACGUACAAGAUGACCGCAAAAUAUAGUAGGGUUCUCCUUUUUGUAUAUUCUUGGUCACAAGCAAGCCUUUCAACAAGUCAAACUUCCUCUCCAUCACAAAAUCCACAUUUUCGACAGACUAAGAAAUAUGACGUCCAACAAGAACAAAACUCCCACUUUCUAUACCCUUUACUUCAAACGGACUUCCAAAUUGCAUAUAUAUGAAUUGUUUAUCUGUCUAUUACAUAUAUCAUUUUUAAAUAAUGACAGUUUGAGUAUUGGGAAGCCUUUCCCAAGGUGUCCAACGUGAUGGUUUAGUAGUAACACGUGCGUGGGUUGUGUGUUUCAUUUAGUAGGACCGUUUUUGUUUUGUCUUUGUUCUUGCCUACCCUUUAGCGAUGAGUUGGGCAUUACUUUCUUAAUUAUCUGCACUAAAAUAUGAAAUAAAUGACAAUAGUGAGAAUUAUUGAAAAACUGCUUCCAGGGCUUUAAAAGAGCGAAGGGGAAAAAAAAAACAAUUGCACGGACAUUUUUGUCACAAAACCUUGUUGUGGACAGCCUAGCAUCUAAUCAGCAAGAUUUGGCUGUGUGUAAAAUACGACAAAAUUGCACCCUUUUUAAAGAAAGAAAGGAAAAAAAGAAAGACUAAAAGCAAUAGUUUGGGCAGUCUGUUUUUGUUCUUGUGUUGUGUGUGUCGUUUAGUUAUGGGUACAGAAGUGGAGGAAAGAUGUGGUGAUGAUGAGAAAGAGAGAGAGAGAGAGAAAAAAGCUAUAGAGCAAGCAAGGGCCGAAAGGCCUGACUGUGGGAGACGUGUUGUUUGUAUGUUGUAUAGUUUUAUUAAUUACACUGAUUUUAAAGCUGCCCUAUUUUAUAAUGCAGGACUUUUGUAACAUUAAUUAAAUGAGGAAAAAACUAGUGUUGUGAAUUCUCUGAUUGUUUGUAUUAAGGCCACAUUAAUAGAACUGGUUUUGUUUGUUCCAUGGGAACUGGAUUUAAGUUGAAAACUUUCCUGUUUCCUGUUUCCUGUUUCCUUAUCUUUUUCUUUUUUUUCUUUCCUUUUUGUAUGUAUUUAAGGACUUGUUCUUCUUUUGAUGGUAUAGCGUAUUCCUAUACUUAAAAAGUAUAGGGUAUUGAGGUGAAAAGCCCAUUGUAAAUGGAUGUUACAGUAUGCUAUAUGUUGAAGGUUAUUUGUUGCAUCAGUGUUGAUGAAGCUAAAUCUAGGUAAUUCUGAGGAAAUUGGUAAGAAGAGUGUUUUUGUUUUUUUAAUGCAUUUAAAAUUUAGUUUAGGCAGAAGACAAUGACAUAGACAGCCAAAGGAUGCCCCUAUUAUAAAUGCAUCUCGGCAUCUUUUUUUUUUGUGUUCACCAUUCCAUGCAGGAAAAUAAACAGCUUGAUAUGCAACAUG